This is a messenger RNA of Brassica oleracea var. oleracea, 711 nucleotides long. Its product is annotated as putative F-box/kelch-repeat protein At3g24610. Gene Ontology annotation, molecular function: protein binding. Lineage: Eukaryota; Viridiplantae; Streptophyta; Magnoliopsida; Brassicales; Brassicaceae. Bases 1 to 711 code for a protein of 236 amino acids. The transcript is spliced from 2 exons. The record is from RefSeq and is a predicted model, not a curated record.
AUGUACAAUUACGACGCCGCCGCUGCCAAAAGGAGGAAGAAGGAGAAGUCACCGUCGUCGUCGUUUGAUUCGUUGCCAGAUGCGGUGGCUAUAAGUUGCUUGGCUCGCGUUUCCAGAUUGGACCAGGCGGCCUUAUCUGUCGUCUCCAAGAGAUUUCGUUCGCUGGUGGUUUCGCCGGAGUUUUACAAGAUCACGCGGAGAAGUGCGUACCCUGCCACCGGGAAUACCGUGAAGCGGGCUCAACCCAUCCCUUUUUUCCCGUCUCAGCCUCGGGAAGGAUCCGCCGUGGUGUCGUUGGACGGGAGCAUCUAUGUUUUCGGUGGAUUGGUUAACGGCGAGCGCACGUCCGGUGUCUUACUCUUGGAUUGCCGGUAUCACACUUGGCACCAAGUGACUCCCAUGAGAGUGGCCCGAGCAUCCGCCACGGCUCAAGUGGUGAACGGGAAGAUAUACGUGUUGGGAGGCUGCAAAGACAGGAGAUCCGCUGACUGGGGGGAAGUGUUCGACCCAAAGACCCAAACUUGGGCUGCCCUCACAGUUUCAGAGCCAAUGCCGGACGAGGAGGAUCCGGAUACACGCCCUAGGAUGAGUUUGAUCCAUGGGAGUGUGGUGAUAGAGGACAAGAUAUACGUGAUUGAUUUCUGGAAUAGAACCUUCUUCUACUCCCUAAGCCAGUGUAAAUGGGGGAGAGGGAGUCCGGGGCCAGGCUAG